This is a messenger RNA of Anneissia japonica, 380 nucleotides long. RefSeq lists its product as uncharacterized. The transcript is spliced from 2 exons. NCBI's taxonomy places the organism in Eukaryota, Metazoa, Echinodermata, Crinoidea, Comatulida, Comatulidae. The record is from RefSeq and is a predicted model, not a curated record. Bases 34 to 336 code for a protein of 100 amino acids.
GUUGGUAAACCAAAGAAUGUAACCAUAACAACAAUGAACCUGAACAGUACAGCAACAUGGCAACCUCCUGUUGAUGUUAACGUCAACAUGCUACCGCUUGUAACGUAUUCGGUGAAAGCAGGAGAAUUUAAUGGAAGAAUGAAACCUGUACCAGGAUGUCAGGAUAUAAGUGAACUUGAAUGUCACAUCGGCGUUUUUGGAAAAAAUGAAUGGUACUAUGACGAAAUUGACAAAGGUGUUGUUGAAGUCACGGCGAGUAUUCUGGGUUAUACGAGUGAACCAAGUUCUGCAAAGCAGAACCUCCUAGUUGAAGGUUUGCAACACAUAUAUUCGUGAAAAAAUAAAAGUAUCAUUAUAUUUUCAUAUUUUAAAUAUCCACU